AAAAAUGUCUUUCUUUUCAGGAUGCACUUUGAGAAAAAGUUGAUAAAGAAAGCAUUUGAAAGUCUAGAAGACUUAUGGUGGAACAGUAGAAAGGGUUGGAAACUUAACAUCAGAGCUGAAUAUCAUGAUAGGUAUAGAUUGUGGAAAAUUCAUUUUAAAACAUGGAAAAUGUAUCUUCUGAAUCAAAAGGAGAAGAAAGUUAAAGUAGCGCUAGCCAAGAAAUUUGAUGAAAUGAACAGUCAAAGACGAUGUUUUAAGGCUGUCAAGAGCUACUGUCUUUACAGAAAAAGCAUCAAAAAGGAACAACAGAAAGCAGAUCAUUUUCAUAAUCAUGCUGUCACAAGGCUUGCUUUUACACAAUGGUUUGCAAGGCUUCAGCUGGCAAGGCAGAACAUGGCCAUGGAGAUGCAAGCAUUGUCCUUUUGGGCUUACAGAUUAAAAUUUAAGAUAUUUGAAGAAUGGAAAAUCCGCAAGCUAGAAAAAGUGUCAGAGAACGAGAAACUGGCUAUAGCUAGCAGACACAACAGCAACAAAAUAAAUAAAAGAAGCUUUGAUGCUUUGAAGUCUUAUGUAUCUUAUAGGAGGCAAAAGAAUUCUAUUAAAGGAUUCGCAACUAGGAAAUAUGAACAAAGUUUAAAAAGGUCAACAAUGAAAAAGUGGUAUUUUCAACUACAACGUCAAAUCGAAAUCAAAGAACUUGAAGACCGGAUCCAUUACACAUCAACAAAAUUCGUUAAAAGGGCCUAUUUUAUUCGUUGGAAGACUUAUUUGUUUGACGUUCAAAUAUUGGGUAUCAAAACUGACUCUGCCAUCAAUCACUACGAUCGUCAAGUGAAGGCUAAAUAUUUCAAAUGUCUUCAAAAAGCAGCCUUGCAGCGCAAACUGAAAGCUGAGGGAUCUCUAAAGGCUUUGACUUUCAGGAAAAGCAGACUGAUAUCCAAAAGCUUGAGUCGCUGGUUGAUGCGUUGUGAACAUUCUGAAGAACUAAAAUUGUAUCCUCUAACAAAGAUUGGUCGUAUGUUUCACAGAAAAAAACUGUUGAAGAAAUAUUUCAGUCAAUGGUUAGAUUAUAAUCUGUGGAGAAGGCGGCGAAAAAUAAUGUUGAACCAAGCUGAUCGGCAUUUCGAAGUGAAGUGUUUGCCGAAAUAUUUUGCUAAGCUUUAUGAAUACAAGGAAAUCAGGAAAGUUAAAGAAGAGAGAAAAGCAACAGCUAAUGAUUUCAACAGGGAACUGAUGCAUGCGAAGUAUUUCUACACGUGGUUGAAACAAAGUCGGCAUGCACAGGAGCUACGUUUGCUUGAAAGAAUGGCAAUUCUGCAUCAUGAAGACAUACUUAAAAGAAAAACACUUGUAAAAUGGCGGCAAGACACCGAGGCAGAAUUAAUUUGUCAAGAAAAGGAGGAUUCUGCGGAUGCUUAUUUCGAAAGAGUUGUAAAAACGAAGUACUUUGAAAAAAUCAAAAUGAAUGCUUGUGAAGAAAAGAAAAGACGACAUCAAGAAGCUUUAGCUUCACAUCACAAUCAAAACAAGAUACUUCUCUGUUCUUUCAAGUCCUGGAAAUCGUUCACAUCAAUAAACAGAAUAAAGACAGGCAAGCAAAGAUUGGCGAAUUCCCAUCACAGGCGAACCCUACUUUCAAAGAUGAUGUUUCAUAUGAAGGUUUACAUCGAGCAAAGACGAAAUAUAAACAAAGAAGUUGAGCGUCGACAUCGCACGCAGAACCGAAUUCUACUAAGCUGGACAUUCAACCGAUGGCAUAAAAACGUUGCUGAAUGCACGGAAGAGAAAAUGAAGACAGAACUGGCAGAUGAUUUUGCUUCUUCCCGGGCAAAGAAAAAGGUUUUUGCAGCUUGGAGAGAAUUCGUCGUUCAUGAGACAUACAAGCGAUGGGUGGAAAACUGCCGAGUGCAAGAGAUCAAAAACAUCCUCGACAUGAAUGUUAAGCGACGUGCACUGAAGGCCAUGUUUAAACACACAAAGCACUCUAAAAGAAUACAGCUGUUGAACAACACUGCCCGCAAAUUUAAUGAACAGAAGCUGAAGCAGAAAUGCCUGAAGGCCUUACAACAAAAUGCUUCUUUGGAAUUCAAAAAGAUGCUGCUCAGAAGGCAGAGUGAAACGUUUUACAUAAGGAAUAGUUUGACGUCAUUUUUCCGGUGCUGGAAACACCAGUAUAAAGUUGCCGUUCAGGAAAGAAACAGGACCAACGUUGUGUUGUGGUGGUGGAGUGUAAAACUGCAGAAUAAGAUAAUGAGCGCAUGGAAAGAAUUCGUGGAGGAAAGAAAGAAGAAGAAAAUAAAGGAAAUAGAAGCACUGAGACUAAGAAGAGAAAACUUUAUGGAAAAUUGUCUUCAACGAUGGAUUUCGUAUUCAGUUGGAAUGAUGGCCUUUCGAAGCAAAAUCUCCAAUGCCCGUGGAAUCGAGGGCGCCAUAAAGUUGCAAGAACGCGUGAGAAGGUAUGCCAUGAUGUGGUACAAAAAAGCCAACUCGCACGAACGCAGCAAGACGAAAAGGAGUGAAGCCAUCAAUGUUCCAGAUCACCAUGAAAUUCUAGAAAGUCCUUCGGUCUUUGAAAGGAAAAACAUGAUCCUGACUCUGCCAGUGUUAACGAAGGAAAUGAGGCCGUUGCCUCGAAAACCGGAUUACUUACGUGAUUCGUUCGACCUUGGUCAGUUCCUGGACUCAUCUGGUAACGGGGAACCAGUUGAAGCGUUGAGUAAAUUCACGGAUGAAAGCAAUCCACGACAGCCACCGCCACAGCCAGCCUCACCAAAUGUACCAUGCCUGCAGAGGAAAGGAGAUUCAAUUUUGCUUGCAAUAUCUUCAGAGGAAGAUAGCCAAAGAAAGAGAGGAAGCAAGAUCAAAAAGCCAGCACAUGCAUCACAGGGUUGUAGCAUUACUCAGGCAUUACUGCCGCCUUCCUCGUUCAAGAAAACCCUUGAUGAUAACAGGACAGGUAUUCAAUAUCGUAACCCAAAACGAGGAGCUGUUGUAUCCGAUGGCAUUCACACUAAUGAACUGUCGGAAACAGAAGAAAGAAUUCUCGAUACUGGACAGCAAUACCAAGGCUCGUCAACAGAAGAGAGCUCAUCAGAAAGUGGAGACAGUGGUCAAGAAGAGUCAUCAAAAUGUCCAGAGAAUGAGGAAAUCUACAAAGAAGUUACGAGGAUGAGAGAUAUCUUACGAGACUAUCAGAAACAGCAGAAGCGACUGCGUGAACUAGAAGAGCGCCAAAGCCACAUAUUACAAUGGAUAAAUUUGGAAAUAGAAUUACAUAAGGAUGGCACAUUCGAAGGUGAUGAUGACUUUCUACAAGCAACUCAAUUAAAUGUUGAGAUCCUAUCUGAUAUCCAGAAAGUAACUGAACACAUAUCUGAAAGAAAACCAAUGGUGAAGAAACUAGCUAAAGACAUUCAAGUACUUUUGCAGAAGUUAAAUGUGUAGAUCUAAAAAGAAUUUUUUAAUUUUCAAUUGAAAUCAUGUUAUGUACAUAGAGUUCAGCUUAAGAAUUGAAACAUGAAUUUUCCAAGCAUUUAUUUUUAAUGUAUUUCCUUUUAUAAAUUCUACAUAGAAAAAGGCAUUAUAAGUUAGGAAGAUCAUCUUAAACAGUCAUGUUGUUGCAAUGAUAUAAUGAAAACUCAUUGAUGAUUAUCACAAUUGAUAUCAUUUAACAGAACACUUCCAAAAUCUAAAUAUGUGGCAAUAUUGUGUUAUAAAUCAUAACUUGCACUGAAACUUGCUUUCUUGGGAGUAUAAUAAAAAGGGGUAUGUAAUGAGCAUAAUAUAAAGGGUGUCUACAAAGCAAAAAAAUUUCCCUUUCCUGAAAAGGAUCCGGUCCUGAGUAGUUUCCCCCCCCCCCCAUUUUUGAUGUGAUCAAUUGGUUAAGCUAUGUGAUUUAUUUAGAAAUGCACACAGCACACCCCACCCCCGUCUCUCAAAGGGAUAAUUUUUUUCACUAUAUCUGUGUCACUGUGUUAAGUUCAAACUGACCAGAAUCAGGUCAAAUUAAUUCAGCAUUUGCUUGCCUGGGUUCACAUCAUUCAGCAAUCUUUUAAAACUAUAAGAUUCGGACUAGGUGUUUUGUUGAAAUCAAACCAAAGAAAUUGAUAAAUGGAACUAAGAAAGAAUAUGCUUGCAAUAAUAUUAUUCUUAGGUCGUGUAGAUGAAUUGCACUUCCCACCUUUGCACAAUGACAUGCUAAAAAUUUAUUUCAAUGAACUGCAUACAAUGUAAGAUGGUUGACAUGUAUUGAUGCAUAUAUAAAAGCUAGUUUUCUACAAAGUUCAUGCACUUCAGGACAUUUUCAUGAAUCCAGAAUUUCUCUGUUUUCCUCAUGAAAAGGAGACAUAACAAGAGUUGGAGCAUAGUUCUUCAGAUACUGAUCGAGGUCAUGAUGUUUUAGGAAUGAUAAGAACACACACCACAUAAGCUGGAUGCUGUUAUCAUAAAUAAACCUGAAUCUUAGUGGAAUCAGCUUAAAGUUAAUAAACAUCAGUGGAGGAAAGAUUAUCCAGUCUGCCAGGUAGGUAAAUAGAAAUUUCUUUUUUACUUCUGUUAUCACGUCUUUGAGGCUUUGUCCUUCUAGCAAUCCAACAGAGAAGUAAAACUGCAUGUACUCAAAAGGAGUAAACACCAAUUGAUACAGCAGUAGCUGCUUAAGUAUUUUGUAUUUGCCAGCGAUUCUUCCACUCCAUAAAUACCAGUAUGUUCCAGUGAAGCCGGACAAAAAUCCAGCACAGCCCAUGCUGAAAAUACGGCGUAGAUUAAGUGUAUCCCUCUGUUCAAUAAAUUUCUGCUCUAUCACCUCUGCACACGUGCAACAACCAAUGGAAACACCGACAUUUAUUGGCAACAGAUAUUUACGUAAAAGUACCUUUCCUAAAUUAUUUGCAAGUUUAGUCAGAUCCUCCAAUGUUUUGAUUUUAACAUUUGCACUCAUAGUUGAUGAAAAGCUAGUUUUAUCAAAACAAGCUCUUGCGCAUUCACCAUGGGCAUGAAAAGCACUUGGAUUGGACUGCUACACCGUUCCAGAUUUGAAUUCGAUUUAGGCCAAACUGGCUUACUUAUAACACACUGUCCUUCUCUCCAUUAUUGCAUUCAUUUAACAUCCAACUGCAGAACACCUGAUCAGUGCUGAUAACUGAAUCAGGCGAACUGGCGCAGACCAAAGCAUUUGUGUUGUAAGAUGAAUGCCGAGACGCUGAAACGAGGCCACUGAUCCCAAAUGUCUGGUCCAAACUUCUCCUACCCUGGGUACCAGACUCACUGUAUAUAAAAUAAAAUAAGAACUAAUAUUUUCUAUAGAGUGGGUCUGGUACCCAGGGUAUAAUCCUCCGAGAUCCGACAGUAAUUU
Rhopilema esculentum is the source of this 5353-nucleotide messenger RNA. Its product is annotated as protein SFI1 homolog. Lineage: Eukaryota; Metazoa; Cnidaria; Scyphozoa; Rhizostomeae; Rhizostomatidae. The record is from RefSeq and is a predicted model, not a curated record. Gene Ontology annotation, molecular function: phosphatase binding.